Molecule: messenger RNA, 2069 nt
Organism: Ylistrum balloti
Lineage: Eukaryota; Metazoa; Mollusca; Bivalvia; Pectinida; Pectinidae
Product: clusterin-associated protein 1-like
Exons: 11
Coding region: 60-1307 (415 amino acids)
Biological process (GO): cilium assembly
Cellular component (GO): centrosome; cilium; intraciliary transport particle B
Source: RefSeq, a predicted model, not a curated record
ACAAGAAGCUUUCCUCGCAACCUGAAUGAUUGAAUAGCUGUUCAAAACAUCGCACAGUCAUGUCGUUUAAAGACUUGAGAAAUUUUACAGAGAUGACCAGAGCUUUAGGGUACCCAAGAUUAAUAUCUAUGGAAAAUUUUCGAACACCAAAUUUCCCAUUAGUUGCAGAAGUUUUAAAAUGGCUGGUGAAAAGAUAUGACCCAAAUGCUGAUGUUCAAGGAGAUACUGACACUGAACAGGAUAGAGUGAUCUUUGUGAAGACUGUAGCAGAGUUUAUGGCAACCAAAGCUCACAUCAAACUCAACACUAAAAAAUUAUACCAAGCAGAUGGCUAUGCUGUAAAGGAAUUGUUGAAAGUAACGUCUGUUCUCUAUAACGCCAUGAAAACAAAUGUAAUAGAUCAGCUGGAGAACCCAGAGGAUGAUGUUUCUCACCUGUCAUUUGAUGUCUCCUCCAGGAUUAGUGAACUGAAGGAAGCAAGAAGAUUAGCAUCAGAAAUCACAACAAAGGGAGCUACGCUUUAUGACCUGUUGGGUAGGGAGGUCGACCUCAGGGAACAGAGAUCAGUGGUUAUUGCCAAAUCUCUAGAGAUCAAUGAAGUAGAGAGUGGGAUGGCCAACUCCAUCAAGGCUGUUGAGGCUGAGGUUAAGAAGACACUCCACAUGUUAGACAAUGUAGCAUCGGAUGAGGCCAAUCUGGAGGCCAAGAUUGAUAAAAAGAGGAAUGAACUGGAGAGAAACAAUAAGAGGUUACAGACUCUGCAGAGUGUACGACCUGCUUACAUGGACGAGUAUGAGAAACUGGAGGAGGACCUACAGAAGUUAUAUGAGGUCUACAUGAACAAAUUCAGGAAUCUCACAUACCUAGAAUCACAACUAGAAGAUUACAAUAGAGCAGAGCAAGAUAGAUUUGAGGAAACUGAGGAGAAGCUUAAGCAAAUGGCUCAGAAACUGAAGGAUGAGGAAAUGAAGCGAGACGUCAUUACACAAGAAGAUGUCAUGGGUUCAGAUGAUGAAGAUGAAGAUGAAGAAAGUGAAGAAGAAGCAUUGGAAAGACCCGUUCGUACCAGACCUGAUGCUGCAGCUGGGGAGAGGAAACAAAGAGUGAUGGGCUCCAUGAUGGGAGAUAUCAGUGAGAAUGAGACAGGAUCUGAAGGGUCUGAUGACUCUGAGAUCGAUCUUGAUGAAGAUGAUCAAGAUGAUGAUGAUGAUGAUGAUGACAGUGGUGAUGAAAUGAUGAUGUCAAAUAAUCCCCGUGCCAGGCAACGGCAACAACCAAAUGAUGAAGAUAGUGACAAUGAUUUCUAAAACUUCCCAUCAAUAAAUUCAUCAAGUUUUAGCAGAAGCAUGUCUGAUAUGAGGACCACAAAUAUACACCACCAAAGUUUGCACCAGUUUCAUUUUAUGUAUAACCCCUGGUGCAGAAUAAGACAAACUUUGUUGAUUAAAGACUGUUGAGUAUAUUGUAGGCUUUCAUAUUACAAGUUUUUGCUAAAACUACAAGCAUCAGAAUAUUGUUGUUUUCAUUUAUUUUUGCUUUACAGGUAAAAUAAUGAUCUGUUGUAGUCUGUGAUAAUAAAUGAUCUUAAUAUACGUAUAUGCAUUGUGUAUUCUAUAUAUCAAUCAGUUAAUGUUCCUCACACUUACCAACUGAGAUAAGCUCAAUAUUCAUUAGUUAAUCUAUAAUAUGUCUUGCACUAAACAGUUCUUCUUGUCUCUCAAUUUCUACUAUAUGGAUCAUUCCUGGAUUUCACACAUGGGUUUCCCUUGGUCCCUAGUAAGGCUUUUCCAUUUUUGGACUGAACUGGAAAAAUAAAAAAGGUUGACAGACGGCCAUCUUGCAUGUUAACAGUAAUAUUUUGUUAUGGCAAUUUCUGUAGAAGUAUUAGAAGGAACAUUCGGAAAUUUUGUAUGUAGAAUCUCUUGAUUUUUAGGUGUGCAUUGUCCAUUUUUAGGAUCGAUAAGAAUAAUAAAAUGGCUGAUAGGUGUCCUUCAUGGAUUUUUUCCUCGAUGUAUCAGGAGAAGUCCUGGACGUGUCAUUCUCCAAUUUCAUAUGUAGGUUCCCUUGGU